Messenger RNA from Talpa occidentalis (Iberian mole), 3847 nucleotides. RefSeq names its product staphylococcal nuclease and tudor domain containing 1 (gene SND1). Bases 189 to 2918 code for a protein of 909 amino acids. The transcript has 24 exons. Lineage: Eukaryota; Metazoa; Chordata; Mammalia; Eulipotyphla; Talpidae. Gene Ontology annotation, cellular component: RISC complex; nucleus; cytosol. Gene Ontology annotation, biological process: regulatory ncRNA-mediated gene silencing; mRNA catabolic process. The record is from RefSeq and is a predicted model, not a curated record. Gene Ontology annotation, molecular function: RNA binding; nuclease activity.
GAUCGCGUCUCCUCUUUCGAUCCCAGACCCGCUGCUGCUCCCGAGAGCGCCCGGCGCGUCCGUCCAGCCCGUCGCCCGCAGCCCGUCGCCCGCCCGCUGCUCGCCGCGGCCUCGCACCGGCACCGACACCCGCACUGACACCUCCGCGCCGGCCCGCCGCCUCCCUCGCUGCCUUUCCGGCUCCACACAUGGCCUCCUCCGCGCAGAGCGGCGGCUCCGGGGGACCCGCGGUCCCCACCGUGCAGCGGGGCAUCGUCAAGAUGGUCCUGUCAGGGUGCGCCAUCAUCGUCCGAGGGCAGCCUCGUGGUGGGCCUCCGCCUGAGAGGCAGAUCAACCUGAGCAACAUCCGAGCUGGAAACCUCGCCCGCCGGGCAGCAGCAGCUCAGCCUGAUGCAAAAGAUACACCUGAUGAGCCCUGGGCAUUUCCUGCUCGAGAGUUCCUUCGGAAGAAGCUGAUUGGGAAGGAAGUCUGUUUCACGAUAGAAAAUAAGACCCCCCAGGGACGAGAGUAUGGUAUGAUCUACCUUGGAAAAGAUACCAAUGGGGAGAACAUUGCAGAGUCUCUGGUUGCAGAGGGCUUGGCCACACGGAGAGAAGGCAUGAGAGCUAUUAAUCCUGAGCAGACCCGGCUUUCGGAAUGUGAAGAGCAAGCAAAGGCAGCCAAGAAAGGGCUGUGGAGUGAGGGGAAUGGCUCCCAUACCGUCCGGGACCUCAAGUAUACCAUCGAGAACCCACGGCACUUUGUGGAUGCGCACCACCAGAAGCCUGUCAACGCUAUCAUCGAGCACGUGCGGGACGGCAGUGUGGUCAGGGCCCUGCUCCUCCCAGACAACUACCUGGUUACCGUCAUGCUGUCAGGGAUCAAGUGCCCAACCUUUCGACGGGAGGCAGAUGGCAGUGAAACACCAGAGCCUUUCGCUGCAGAAGCCAAAUUUUUUACCGAGUCUCGACUGCUUCAGAGAGAUGUUCAGAUCAUCCUGGAGAGCUGUCACAACCAGAAUAUUCUGGGUACCAUCCUUCAUCCGAAUGGCAACAUCACAGAGCUGCUGCUAAAGGAAGGCUUUGCACGCUGUGUGGAUUGGUCGAUUGCAGUUUAUACUCGGGGUGCAGAAAAGCUGAGGGCAGCUGAGAGGUUUGCCAAGGAGCGCAGGCUGAGAAUAUGGAGAGACUAUGUGGCUCCCACUGCUAAUUUGGACCAAAAGGAUAAGCAGUUUGUGGCCAAGGUGAUGCAGGUGUUGAAUGCGGAUGCCAUUGUUGUGAAACUAAACUCUGGUGACUACAAGACCAUCCAUCUGUCCAGCAUCCGGCCACCAAGGCUGGAGGGGGAGAACACACAGGAUAAGAACAAGAAGCUCCGUCCUUUGUAUGACAUUCCUUACAUGUUUGAAGCCCGGGAAUUUCUUCGGAAGAAGCUUAUUGGGAAAAAGGUCAAUGUGACUGUGGACUACAUUAGACCAGCCAGCCCAGCCACAGAGACAGUGCCUGCCUUUUCAGAGCGUACCUGUGCCACGGUUACCAUUGGAGGAAUAAACAUUGCUGAGGCCCUUGUCAGCAAAGGUCUGGCCACAGUGAUCAGAUACCGACAGGAUGACGAUCAGAGGUCCUCUCAUUACGACGAGCUGCUGGCAGCAGAGGCCAGAGCUAUUAAGAAUGGCAAAGGAUUGCACAGCAAGAAAGAGGUGCCCAUCCACCGUGUUGCAGACAUCUCGGGGGAUACCCAAAAAGCAAAGCAGUUCCUGCCCUUUCUCCAGCGGGCAGGUCGCUCUGAAGCUGUGGUGGAAUACGUCUUCAGCGGUUCUCGUCUCAAGCUAUAUUUGCCAAAGGAAACUUGCCUAAUCACCUUCUUGCUUGCCGGCAUUGAAUGCCCCAGAGGAGCCCGAAACCUCCCAGGCUUGGUGCAAGAGGGGGAGCCCUUCAGUGAAGAAGCCACACUUUUCACCAAGGAACUGGUGCUGCAACGAGAGGUGGAGGUGGAGGUGGAGAGCAUGGACAAGGCUGGCAACUUCAUCGGCUGGCUGCACAUCGAAGGCGCCAACCUGUCCGUCUUGCUGGUGGAGCACGCACUCUCCAAGGUCCACUUCACUGCAGAGCGCAGCUCCUACUACAAAUCCCUGCUGUCCGCAGAGGAGGCCGCCAAGCAGAAGAAAGAGAAGGUCUGGGCCCACUAUGAGGAGCAGCCCGUGGAGGAGGUGGUACCCGUGCUGGAGGAGAAGGAGCGCUCGGCCAGCUACAAGCCAGUGUUCGUGACCGAGAUCACCGACGACUUGCACUUCUAUGUGCAGGAUGUGGAGACGGGCACCCAGCUGGAGAAGCUGAUGGAGAACAUGCGCAAUGACAUUGCCAGCCACCCGCCUGUGGAGGGCUCCUACGCCCCCCGCCGGGGGGAAUUCUGCAUUGCCAAAUUUGUAGAUGGAGAAUGGUACCGCGCCAGAGUAGAGAAGGUCGAAUCUCCAGCCAAAGUACAUGUCUUCUACAUCGACUAUGGCAACAGAGAGAUCCUGCCGUCCACCCGCCUGGGUACCCUGCCACCCGCCUUCAGCACGCGUGUGCUGCCGGCUCAAGCCACGGAGUAUGCCUUCGCCUUCAUCCAGGUGCCCCAGGACGAGGAUGCCCGAACAGACGCCGUGGACAGCGUGGUGCGGGACAUCCAGAACACCCAGUGCCUCCUCAAUGUGGAGCACCUGACAGCCGGCUGCCCCCACGUCACCCUGCAAUUUGCUGACUCCAAGGGGGACGUGGGGCUGGGCUUGGUGAAGGAGGGCCUGGUCAUGGUGGAGGUGCGCAAAGAGAAACAGUUCCAGAAAGUGAUCACAGAAUACCUGAAUGCCCAGGAGUCAGCCAAGAGUGCCAGGCUGAACCUGUGGCGCUAUGGAGACUUCCGAGCCGACGACGCGGAUGAGUUUGGCUACGGCCGCUAAGGAGAGAAUGGGGCCCAGCCCAUGCCACCCUCGCCAGUACCACCUCCACUGCUAGAGGGUGUUUUCAGCUCCAUACCCCAGAGAUGGGGUGUAGAUUGGGUCCAGCUUUGCUUCAGUGUAUGGAAAUGUCCUGUAGGGCAGUGUCCUGGCUGGGGGUAGGGUGGGGGACAGGCCAUUGUCUUCUGGGAUGACCAGCACUGCCCUCCACAGUUCCCCCAGCUGAUUUUCUGUUUUUAUUAUUUGGGGGUUUGUGUUUUUUUUUAAAAAUCGUCCUCCAAUCAGGAAGAACAAUGAAAGACUUUGUCCAAAUGGAAGGCAUAAUCCUGGCACCCCUGGCCAGCUGGUACCCCACUUCUGUCCCAGACUGCCCUUCCCAGCUCUCUGUCCAGCUGUUGAUUAUGUGACUUCAGAUACAUCCAUUCUCAAAUGUCAGUGUGUCCACAUCUGCCCCUUCGCCAGCCCUCCCCUUCUGUAUUUAAAGCUUUGAGACCCAAUAAAAUAGUCCACGCUAUCUGCAACCUUACUGGCCAUCCAGAGCCCGAAUUUGCAGUGACCCCAGCCAGGAGGAGACCUGGGUACUUGAAUACCUCCCCAGACCAGUAGUGAUCCACAUGCCUGCCCACACUCCCUGGAAACAGCUCACUGGAGGAAGCCAGGCAGCCCUUCAGAGUGCAGAGCAACUUCUGGGGCCUGGUGGUGUCAUGCAGAGGGCCGGGAUUCUCUGACUCGCCAGACUGCCCAGGACUGUCCACAUGUGGAAGGUUGGGCUUAGUCCUGCCAGGCCCAGGCAUGGAGCUGCUGGCCUGCCCUUCACAAUCUUGCCAAACUCCCAGCUGGUGUCCAGGAGGGUCUUGUUGAGGGAAAUGAGGUGACUUCACUCUCCCUGCUGUGGCAGGAGUACAGGCUGCAGAGAAAGUCUUCAGGUCGAG